Messenger RNA from Podarcis raffonei (Aeolian wall lizard), 964 nucleotides. It is a transcript of the gene SNRPB, whose product is annotated as small nuclear ribonucleoprotein polypeptides B and B1. Gene Ontology annotation, biological process: mRNA splicing, via spliceosome. The coding region runs from base 94 to 816 and encodes 240 amino acids. The record is from RefSeq and is a predicted model, not a curated record. The transcript is spliced from 7 exons. Lineage: Eukaryota; Metazoa; Chordata; Lepidosauria; Squamata; Lacertidae. Gene Ontology annotation, molecular function: RNA binding. Gene Ontology annotation, cellular component: U2-type prespliceosome; U4 snRNP; U4/U6 x U5 tri-snRNP complex.
CAGCGCGAGGCGCGUCUUUGGUUCGUGAGGCGGCGGGAAGGAAGGAAGGCAGAGGGAGCCGCGCAGGGAAGGAGGACCGACGCCGACGCCACCAUGACGGUGGGCAAGAGCAGCAAGAUGCUCCAGCACAUCGACUACCGCAUGCGCUGCAUCCUGCAGGACGGCCGCGUCUUCAUCGGCACCUUCAAGGCCUUCGACAAGCACAUGAACCUCAUCCUCUGCGACUGCGACGAGUUCAGGAAGAUCAAGCCCAAGAACUCCAAGCAGCCUGAGCGGGAAGAGAAGCGAGUGCUGGGCCUGGUGUUGCUGCGAGGAGAGAAUCUGGUCUCCAUGACAGUCGAGGGGCCACCCCCAAAAGAUACUGGCAUCGCUCGCGUGCCCCUGGCUGGAGCCGCUGGAGGACCUGGUGUUGGCAGAGCUGCUGGAAGGGGCGUCCCCGCAGGAGCUCCCAUGCCCCAGGCACCCGCAGGCCUGGCUGGCCCCGUGCGUGGUGUUGGUGGCCCAUCCCAGCAGGUGAUGACUCCUCAGAGCCGAGGGACAGUUGCUGCUGCAGCGGCUGCCGCAACAGCCAGUAUUGCAGGAGCCCCCACUCAGUAUGCGCCCGGCCGCGGAGGCCCCCCUCCACCUAUGGGCAGAGGGACCCCACCUCCAGGGAUGAUGGGGCCUCCCCCUGGCAUGCGGCCCCCCAUGGGCCCCCCGAUGGGCAUGCCGCCUGGCCGAGGCUCCCCGAUGGGCAUGCCCCCUCCUGGCAUGAGGCCUCCUCCCCCUGGCAUGAGAGGUCCCCCUCCUCCUGGCAUGCGCCCACCCAGGCCCUGAGAGGGGACGCUGUGAAGGGAGCAGAAUUUGAGCCUUUGGACUUCUGUCUUGUUCACCCUGAGGGAAUGGUGGGGUGGGGGGGUUGUGUGUAUGUUUUAUAUUUUGGGGGUUGUCAUGUUGCCCUUUCUAAUAAACACUGGGAAAUUUC